Molecule: messenger RNA, 1305 nt
Organism: Bacidia gigantensis
Lineage: Eukaryota; Fungi; Ascomycota; Lecanoromycetes; Lecanorales; Ramalinaceae
Exons: 2
Coding region: 1-1305 (434 amino acids)
Cellular component (GO): cell septum; cell periphery
Molecular function (GO): chitin synthase activity
Source: RefSeq, a predicted model, not a curated record
AUGUCCUACAAAUUCGUGCCAGACGCCUUUGCCAGCACAGCAGCUCCGGAGACCUGGAGCGUCUUGAUCUCGCAGAGGCGUCGUUGGAUCAACUCGACAAUCCACAACUUGGCAGAAUUGGUGAAAUUGAACGACCUUUGCGGCUUUUGCUGCUUCAGCAUGAGGUUUGUAGUCUUCAUCGAUCUCUUCGGGACCUUAAUCCUACCAGCCACCUGUGGAUAUUUGGGUUAUCUGAUCUACCGUGUUGCCACCCACUCCGGCCAGUUUCCCUUGAUCUCGAUAGUGAUGAUCGCCGCAGUCUACGGCUUACAAGCACUCAUCUUCAUCAUGAAACGUCAAUGGCAACAUGUCGGCUGGAUGAUCAUUUACAUAAUGGCGUACCCGAUAUACUCCUUCAUCCUGCCAGUCUAUUCAUUUUGGAAUCAAGACAACUUCACGUGGGGAAGCACGAGAAUAGUCAUCGGCGAGAAGGGCAACAAACAGAUUGUUGCCAAUGAGGAUGAAGGAUUUGAUCCUAGGAGUGUACCCCUUCAACGCUGGGAUGAUUAUGCUGCUACAAACAAUCUACCAGGUCGCCGGGGCAUGGCUGGCCAAGAAAAGUACGAAAUGGAUGGCAGCAACCAGUAUGAGAUGGACGACAUUCAAUCCGUCUAUUCAUAUGCCAAGCCAGCUUCUACAAUAUUGACUGGCUUUCAGCAACCAGGAGCGUAUAUGACCCCGACAUCUCCAGCUGCUUUCCACGGGCAGUCGGGACGACAAUCAGCCAUGUCUUUUGCGCCGUACAAAGACGCACCUCAGUAUGCAUCGAAACGACAGUCUAUGGUGGAGAUGCCUGGUUCUCCAUAUCAGGAUCAUCCAAAUAGCCCCUACAACACGAUGGGACCGCGUAGCACGGGAUUGCCGAGUACAGACAAUCUCAUCGCGAUGCAAUCCCCGCAGAUACGGCAACAACAGCGGAGUCCACUUGGUGGCACGCCGUAUGGUGGAAGCCGACCUGUCAGUACCCUUGACUUCCGAACAGGGGUGCUGAGUCCGGGCGACAGCGACAUAAAUCACGGCGCUAUUCAAGACGCCGUGAGGGACUGUCUAGCUGAGGUCAACCUCGACACAGUGACGAAAAAGCAAGUGCGGGCAUUAGUAGAGCAGAGGCUACAAACAGAAUUGAGCGGAGACAAACGCGGAUUUCUAGAUCGUGAGAUUGAUGAGCAGUUGGCUAACAUUGUACGAAAAGCAGGAGAUGAAUUGGUGACCUGGUCUGGUAGGCGUAAUUGGAUCAUUGGGUUGAUAAUAGUUGGGACUGUAUAA